AUGGAGACCGAAAGGCCUGGAACUGGCCCAUACGUCGCCCUUGUGCAUGGCAUGAGCAAGGAUGUUUAUCCAUACACUUUCAAGACGUCGAGAUGCCAAGAAGCAGAGAUUGGCGACGUGGAGGCGACAACACGACGCGCCAUACUUGCUCCAACAACGAUGGAGAAAGCGCUGAGGUGUCCAGGAAAGCCACAAAGUACAGCGGAUCUCUUUACCGACAAUUACACGUCGGGAGCCAAUGCAUCUCAUGAGUCGUUCGAUCACGCGCUAAGGUAUCAGGUCCCGACAUACCCAACAAUACCGCCACUUCAGCCUCUCAAUACGAGAAAUGGUACUCAUCGAGCCUGUGGUCUCGGCAUGUCUCGAAGCAAGCGUUUACCACGACCACCAUCCAUGCACUUCACGACUGUCGUUGAGCACAAACACCCGGCCUAUGCGCCUGCGCAGAUAGCAAAAAAAUGUAGCGUUGAGACAUUCAGUGUCUUUGAGAUUGACGACAUCGCCGAAGAAAAGGUAGCGAUUACCGGCUUCCUGAGUGUCCCAACACAAGGAAGACGCUCACGAGCGUCCUCCAUGUCCUCAGUCGUGUCGGAAAUAUCACACCAAGAGCCUGGAGCCAUCUACAUACGGCCAUCAGCACAGCUUCAGAACAUGCAAUCUGUUAGUGAUUGUGACAGGAAACUGCAAGAGGCUGCACGAUUCUACAGUUCGGCCAUAUGCAAACCGAACAAUCUGGGGAUCCAUACGCCCACUGGAACCCCAGAAUCAAUUUCCAACAUUCCUUUCAGGACCAGUGUGUACCAAGCGCACGCCAAACUCAACCGCUCUCUCCAAUCUAUUCCGACCCUAGGAAGUUGUAAGAGCAUACAAAACUGGGCCAGAUCAAGCGAAUGGGUAGAGCCUUGUCAAACGGCCGAAGGACCGACUGAAUGGAUCGAAGACUUUCUCACCCGCAAGGAGCAAGCAGAUCGUGCCGAAGAGGAGCAGACACGCAAUGAGAAAAAAGAAAAAGUCACCGUCAUGCGUGGGAACAGCCUUGACAAAUUCAGGAGAAGGCUCAGCAUAAGAAGAGUUCCGGAGGAGAGAAGAAACACUGUACCGCGACGGAGAAAGUCAGACAUGGUUAGCACGCGUGAUCGGACAAGAGCUGUUUCGUGGGACAUACGUACGCACGAGAAUAUUCUUGGACGAUACGAUUUUCCCAGCGGACUUUCUUCCGAACACUCUCCAUCGCCACCACCCCUCAACAGCGUGGAAAAGCCACCAACUCAGCCAGCACCAGCGCCAGCGCCACAGCAACCCCCGGUCUCCCACGAUUCAAUUCCGACCAUAAAAGACCCACUUAAAGAAAACAUGUCACAGCUCUCUUUGCACACGCCAAAAUACGCGUGUCACGAUCGCUCAUCAUCGAAAAACAGCGGUCUUCCUAGGUUGAAAUUCAGAUCCGUAACUAUGAUUGGCGCAGACGUGAAGAAAAGCUUUUGUACGACCGUCGUCCCUGUUAUUGUAGAAGGGAAAAACAACAUCUCCGAAUUGGUGAGUAAAAUGGAGAAGCUUGGGCAGGGCUUGACUUGGGGGAAGAUUGGGAAGAAGGUGAGAUUUAAGAGGAAGGGCAAGGGAAUGAAGAGGAAGGAUAGUGCAUCGACACGGUGA
This is a messenger RNA of Bipolaris victoriae FI3, 1653 nucleotides long. RefSeq lists its product as hypothetical. The coding region runs from base 1 to 1653 and encodes 550 amino acids. The record is from RefSeq and is a predicted model, not a curated record. Lineage: Eukaryota; Fungi; Ascomycota; Dothideomycetes; Pleosporales; Pleosporaceae. The transcript has 2 exons.